This is a messenger RNA of Astyanax mexicanus (Mexican tetra), 9818 nucleotides long. Its product is annotated as protein Smaug homolog 2. Gene Ontology annotation, cellular component: P-body. The record is from RefSeq and is a predicted model, not a curated record. Bases 889 to 2910 code for a protein of 673 amino acids. The transcript is spliced from 13 exons. Gene Ontology annotation, biological process: nuclear-transcribed mRNA poly(A) tail shortening; regulation of mRNA stability; negative regulation of translation. Gene Ontology annotation, molecular function: mRNA binding; protein binding; translation repressor activity. NCBI's taxonomy places the organism in Eukaryota, Metazoa, Chordata, Actinopteri, Characiformes, Acestrorhamphidae.
GGAGCCCCCUGAACGGGUUUUAUCGUUUCACAGCCAAGUCCUAGUUAUUUUCUACAGUCGACUAAAGCGCGUUUAAAGCAGAAGUGUGUGUGAGUGUGUGUGUGUUGUGAAUGGUCGGUGCAUCUUCCUGGGAUAUUAUUUGUUUAGUGUGCCGCUCGUUGCGCUGCUCAGGCCGGGAGGAGAGCGGCGUUUUUGGGGCUGAAGCGGAGCGGGUUAUUGUGGGGUAAAUAAACUACGGCUGGCUGGUGCCGUGACCCGCAGAUGGGAAGGGGCAACGGGCGGCUUGGGGCGGCGAUAACUGCGCGGAUAAGCCUGGAUACGUCUGGGUAAAGAGUCCCCUGACACUUUUCUGAUCUUCUGUCCAGCGCUGGAAACGCUGAGGAGCCGGAGAGAAAACACACACGGCUUUAGGGCGAGGCCUGCACCGGCUAGCGGCUCCCAUAGACAGAUAGAUAACUAACGCUGGCUAAGCUACAGCAUUAGCCGUGUGGAUAUUUCUGCUGAUUUUUUUUCUGGAAUUUUCUCCACGGCUGUCUCAUUGUGGAUUCAUCUUCAAGAUGCAGUAGAGGAGCACCGUGGAAACCACCCUGCAUGCUGGUUAACGUCUCCUGUUGUACCUGUAACCUCUGCCCAUUAACGUUGGUCUUGCUGCUCCUCUCUGUGCUGGUGGCCCUUUGCUUCGGGCCAGAACCAUGUGAAACCCUUCUUGUACAGCUCUGAGUGGACUGUAGGACUAUUGCAGUACUGCCCCCUGACGUCUAGGGGCUCCCUGUUUACCUCCUCUCUGAGCGAAGACUCUGCCUCAACCCGAUCUAGACUAAAGUCCCGUUAACCUGGCCCCCUGCCCUCCAUAUCCCGAGAGCUUUCUGUUAGCGUUCAGGGCUAGCCAUGAUGUUCCGGGACCAGGUGGGGAUUUUAACGGACUGGUUUAAGGGCUGGAAUGAGUGCGAACAGACGGUGGCGCUGCUGUCGCUGCUGAAGAGGGUUUCGCGGACUCAGGCUCGCUUCCUCCACAUCUGUCUGGAGCACUGGCUGGCGGACUGCACGGAAAUUCACUUACUGGAGGCCGAAGCUAACAAUGCAGCCAUCGUCAGUCAGUGGCAGCAGGAGCCGAAGGAAAAGGCCGUUUCCCUGCUGCUGUCUCACCUGCCACUGCUGCAGCCGCGGAACAGCGAGGCCAAGUGUGAGUACAUGAACCUGCUGCAGAAGGUGCUGAGCCACACCAUCGAGAGCAGCCUAUUUGUGGAGGAAAGCCGGCAGCUGCUGUCCUAUGCCCUCAUUCACCCGGCAACCACGCUGGAGGACCGCACCAACCUCGCCCUCUGGCUCAACCACCUGGAGGAGCACUUGUCGGCACGCCCCCCUCCUCCGCCUGGACCGUACCACCAUGCCCGACAGGGCUCGGACGAGUGGCCUGGGCCCACAGAGUCUUUAGAGGCACACGGAUGGCACGAUAAACCUCCCUCAACCUGCAGCUCGCCUGCUGGGCAGAACGGGCACAUGGCCUUCCCGGGCACGGGCGGGGUUCCCUCACCCAUCAACAUCGGUAACAGUAAGGGUCUCCCUGGUCAGGUACAGUCGAGCUGUCUACAGCGAUCCAUGUCCCUCGUUCCCGCCAGCUCUGAUUGGCUGAGCCAGGAUGAGGCGGGCGGUCGACAAGGAGUGGGCGGAGCCGAACAUGCCCCUCUCUCGCCGCAGGGCAGCGUAGCAUCAUCGGGCAGCGAACAGACCGAGGAACAGGCCAACACACGUAACACCUUCCAGGAGGACGGCAGUGGCAUGAAAGAUGUGCCGACAUGGUUGAAGAGUCUCCGUCUGCACAAGUACGCAUCACUUUUCUCUCAGAUGAGCUACGAAGAGAUGAUGAUCCUAACCGAACAGCAUCUGGAGUCACAGAACGUGACCAAAGGAGCCCGGCACAAGAUAGCGCUGAGCAUUCAGAAGCUGAGGGAGAGACAGAGUGUCCUCAAGUCUCUCGAAAAGGAUAUUCUAGAAGGUGGAAACGUUCGGAACGCUCUGCAGGAGCUGCAGCAGAUCAUCAUCACCCCAAUCAAAGCUUACACCCCCCCAAACACUGCCCACAGAGAGGCGGAGCCUGGAGCCACGCCCACAGACAAGGCAGGCAACCCUGUAGAAGACAAGGAUGCAUCUGUGGAAGGAUUCCAGACACACAAUCCUCCUCCGUGCGAUGGGGAGUCGUCAGCUGCACCGAUUUCAGAAGGAGAUAUCGCGGGACAGUUCACUCGGGUGAUGGGGAAAGUGUGUACUCAGCUGCUGGUCUCCAGGCCAGAUGAGGAGAACAUCAGCUGCUACCUGCAGCUCAUAGAGAAGUGUUUAACACAUGAGGCGUUCACUGAGACGCAGAAGAAGAGGCUUGCAUCAUGGAAACAGCAGAUGCUGAAGCUGCUCCGCCUCUUCCCUCGGAAAGCCAUGCUGGACAUGCCCAUGUACCGACAGAAAGGGUGGGCGUACGGCUCCAACUCUCUGCCCACAGCAGGUUCUGUGAGUGGAGCCCUGGGCCGUCGGGGGCAGAGGCAGUUCCCUAUCCCGCCACGGGGGGCGCUGCCCCCUAGUCGCAUCAGCCUCAUGACCUCCGGGGGAAUCACAGGAGCCUCGCCUAGACACACACUCACCAACCCAGCCGCGCUUGCAGGACAGGGCAGACAGAACCUGUGGUUUGGGAACCCUGGAGGCAGCAACAGCAUGCCCAGCCAGAGCCGCAGCUCAGUGCAGAGAACACACUCUCUACCAGUGCACACGUCCCCGCAAACCAUGCUUCUAUUCCAGCAACCAGAAUGCCAGGUUCCAGGGACCGGGGAUCUGGAGAUUAACCCAACAUUGGAGUCACUGUGCCUCAGUAUGACAGAGCACGCCUUAGGGGAUGGAAUGGACAGAACAUCAACAAUAUGAAAAUAAAUAGCAAUGGAAAGGAAUAAUUUUGCGAUCUCACACUUCACUUUUGCAACAGAGUCGUGUGUGUGUGCGGUGCCCGCGGCCCCCAGAGCGUACAUACAUGCUAAACAAACAACAAACAAAAAACUAAGCAAAGCAACACGAGUCACUACAAAAAGAAAUGACAGAAAACUAACUGUGUAUAUGUUCUCUUGAUAUUUUUCUACUUUAUUAUACUUAACUAAGUUUAUUAUAAAUGGAAUACAGAUGACUAUUAUAUGAAGGGAGAAGGAGGAGGGUUAGUGUGCAGAAACUAGUGUGCUUAGUGUCCUCCUACAGAACUGCCUCAGACAGCCUGAGAGAGGCGCUCUCGCUCAUAUUUGCACCGAAAAGGAAAAGCGCUUCGCUCCCUCUGAGCCUCAAACCCAGUCUUCCUUCUGCUUGUUUCCCCUUGUUCCCUUCCUGACAGAUUAUAAGACGCAUCAUAGGUCUGUGAACUCUUUAAAGAAGGUUUUUAAAGGUUUAGAUCAGUAGUGCUCAUGAAAGUGAACAGCCACCAGUACAGAUUUUAUAUAAUGCUAUUUAGUGGCUAAUAAUUUAGCCACACCUUUCAUUUCUACUAACAUUAUCAUCACUGCUUGGAUCUGGGUGUUAUGUAAAAUUAUAGCUCAACAUGUUAAUGUUCACUGAUUACCUCCUUUUAUCUUUAGGAUAAUGUGUGCACAUUAUUGUUAAUAUUAUUAGUGGUGUAUUUUUAGGUGGACUAUUCAUUGUUUGGAAACAUUUUCAUUAUUAAUGCUUCACUGAAUCCACCUUAUUCUGCCACACCCACUUUCAGGACUUCAUCAGUUCAUAUUAAAUGUUUUUGGCUGAAUUGCACUUAAAGUAAAUGCAGUCUGAAGAAUCCACUACUGUGGACACUGAUCGUAAUGGAAACGCUACAGUUCAGCAAAAUAUUAAACGCUGUUUACAGCUAUUUGGGAGACACCGCAUACAAUAGUUUUAACUAGGUUAACUAGUUAACUAUGUAACAUCUCUAGUGCCUUUUAGAGAAGAUGAACUGCAUGUGUGGUUGAAGGGAGAUCAAUUUAAAACGUCUAUUUGAACAUCCAUACGUCUGCUUUUACUAUUCUGUGCAGGGAAACAGCAGUGCUGUUUUGAGGCUGUUGGAGACGUAAACUUAGCUAGUUUAAGGGCUAAUCUACAAGUGUAUUCCAGGGAGUACGGGGCUUCACCUUAGCUUUCGUAGCCACCGUAGAAUCGAUCUGUUUCUUUCGGUCAGGAUAUUUUAAUAUUGGUUUGUCCUCCACUAAAUGAUGAGAGCAGAUAUAUGGACGUUUGGGUGGGUCUUUUAUAAUUUGGCUCCUUCAACCACAGAUGCAGAUGCUCUUCUGUCAAAGAAGGUGGUGGAAGAAAGUUAAAUGGAACUCCAAAACACUGUAAUCUUUCUGUCUUUGGUUCAAAACACUGAUGUACAAGCUAAAUUCUCUUUUUCUAAUUACUGUAACACCCCCUAAAUAACUCUGUAUAUUAUUAUAUUGCUCAUUCUGUACGAUUACUGUGGGUGUAAUCUAUAUGUCGGAGCAAAACUUUCAACAUAAAGUAAAGAAACGUGACCCCUCAUUAUCAUCAUGCAGAAUAAGGUGGAUACUUUGAUCAAGCUUUCUAAUAUUCUAUGACUGAAACACAUGGAGAAACAACCCUAUCACCCCAGCUUUCAUUACUAUACUAGUUACUAUAUUGGUUUUACUAGCUUGGUCAUACUGCACUGCAAACAUUUCUCUCUUAAAUCCAGUUUAAAUGUCUAAUAUUUUUGCAUUGUUGUCAGAAUAUAAUAAGAGAAUUUGACUCCUUAUCUAAACUUUUUCCUUGUUUAAAGCAAUUUAAUAUACUGAAGGUGUCCUAUUGUAUUGGCAGAUAGUUUGUGCAUGUUUUAGGCAUUAUUUCAUUACAAACUAAUACAUUUCCUUGCCCAAGCAAAAUAAUCUGCCAAUGCAAUAAGACACUCAUAGUAGAUUAAAUCACUAAACCCUCUAUGGCUUAAAUAUAUAUAUAUUUUUAAAGGAAAAUAAUAACCACCACUGAUUAUUCCCCCUAAAAAAGUUUAUUUUCGCUGUAAUAACCAACAAAAUAAAUGUGAUAUUUUGUGACAAAAAAAAAAGUACAUUAUAAUAUUUAUGAGCUUUGUGGAAUAACCAAAAAAAAAAAACACCAGGGCAACACCAUGCCAUAAGAGGUUAAAAUGUUAAAAAUUAGUUAUUAAUUCUUAUAAUAUUUCUUUAGUGAUCUUUAAAUGAUACAUGUUUGAAAGAGAGUACACUUGCUGAGAAUAUAAUGUUUUGCAGUGUGGUUGACUAGCUUAAUCAAAUUGGAUGUGAUUAUAGUCGAGUAGUCCAUCAAACUCAAAUUAAAAACAUACUCUAUGCUGUCAGAUUAAAGAGAAAUGUAAUUGGCAGCAUUGCUGCAGUGUCCCAUUACCCCCUGUUUAGGGCUUUAAGGGGAAGGGAGCGAGUUGGGAGACUGGUAGAGGGAGUGAUCUGAGCUGAGCUCGGUGAGGGUAUUGGCGGAGAGCGGGUGCUGUAUUUAAGGGCUCGUUAGCUGUUCAUUUAACACACCAACAGUUGUGAAAGCGUAGACACGCCGGUUAAAGCAGCAAUCCAGUGUAAAAUGGAUUUUGGGUUUAGUGAAACAUGAUAAUGAGUACAUACCUUUGUCAAAUAGUCCACCAUUAUGUUCCCAACAGGCCUACAAUGCUGGCAACAGGGGCAUAGCAUUGCCUAUGCCAAGAAAUGGCUAUUUUUACACCAUUGUCAAUUUUAAAGUAGCUCCACAUUUCAAUGGUAGAACAUUUUGAGGGUCCUGCCAUUUAAAACGAGGCACUUAUUAAAAACACUGUUUUCACACCUUCAGGUAGUUCUCCGGCACCAGCUUUCUGAAAUUGAAGGAGUUUCCCCACCAGCACUAUGUGGUCCGGUUAAAUUGGACUGGUUUGUUGGCGUUUUCGGUGCAGUUUGUUUGGGCAUGUGUGAAACCAAAAAAUGGGUCUAAUUGCACUUUGAAGCGGACCACCCAACUACCAGACAUACUCCUCAUGUUUGUGCUAAACGGCUGUUCAGGUGCAGUUUAACCUGGUUUAUUACCCAUGUUAUUAUUAUUACUACAGCUAAUAACUAAUUCUAAUCUCUGCUGCUGCUCCAUGUUAAGCUAUUUUCACCCUGAACAUUAUAUAUACAGUGUGUUCUGUAUUCAGUGUUAAAGCAGCUUAACUGCACUGAUAUAUGUGCUGGUCUGGAACACAGAACCUUCUUGCUGUAUUUACUUAUAUAUAUCAGGCACCCAUGCCAGACAGCUCUGGCCAAUCAGAGUAAACUUGUGCUUGUGUGCUUUGUUGGGCUGCGUUUUAAAGAGUAGGAUUUUUGCCUAUGUGAAAACAAACCAAACCAAGGGAGACAUAACCAACUCCAAGUAAACAAACUCCUUAACUAAUUCUGACUGGAUUUAAACUACAGGUGUAAAAACAUAAGUCACAGUAAGUCAUGAUAAGUUGAUUAAGUAAAAAAUCGCAAAAUAAUUAAUAAUUCUUUGAAAAUGUAUGAAUUUCAGCUGCUGCUGAAAAAUUUAUGGUGGCUGUCCAUAAUUUACAAAUUUAUAAUCUUAUAAACUUAGCUCAAAAGGUUUUUCUACUUUAGUUACUCAUCAGUUGACUUGUCUUUAUAAUAAUCUAUCUGUGCAAAGUUCUCAGUGCCUGGUUUUUAAAUGUCAGGGCCUCAGAAUUCUACUAAUGAAGUUUUGAGAUACUUUGAGUUUGUUAAUGGGGUAAAAAUUGCCAUUUCUUUGCAUGGGCAAUGCUAUGCCCUCAUCACUAGCAUUGUGGACUGUUGGGAGGGUCGGCUAAAUUUGUAUUUUGUAUUUUGGAAUGCUGUUGGGCUAUUUGACAAAAGGUCAUACUCUUCCUUAUCAUGUUUCACUAAACCCCGUGUCCAUUUCACAUCGAAUUUCUUGUUUAAUGUUCACACACACACACACAAACCCACGCACACACUAUACACACACUCUCGCUCCAUACCCCUCAGUACUGACACGCUGCAUGAGAAGCUUUAGGGCACUUUGUGAAUUCCGUUGGCAGAUUUGUUUUGUUUAUUUUUGUUAUUUUUUUUUUUUCCCUUUUUGUUUUAUUUUUACUUUUUAAAGGGCGACACACACACUCUCGCACACACACUUCUAAAGCUGCGACGGUGUCGUCGCUGGCUGUUUCUUGAUGAAGACUUUUGUUACCAGCAUCUUAAUUUAGUGUUGUUGUUCUGUGAUGAAGAAUCUCUGGGGAGGUGGGAUUAUUAUUGUUAUUAUUGUUAUUAUUAUUAUUAUUAUUAUUAUAUUAUUAUUUUGUUUGUUUGUACGUUUUCUUUUCUUUUUUGGAUUCGAUAUUUUGGACCCUGAUGGAUUAAGCUCUGUGGUUCUGUCUUAAGACCCCCCCCCUUUCCUCCCCCUCACACAACGUGACAAGGCACAAACUCUAACAUUCCUUUGUUUUCAGGCUUCUCAAACAUCCCAGAGAAGAAAGUGCGGACCUGGUGAAUGCUCCAGCUAUUCCAGCUGUAUUCCAGCUGUUGAGACAGCUGCCCUUUUGAUAUUCAGACUCGUUUGUCGUCUUGCUUGCGUUCAUUCGUGUGCUCUUUGGCCGGACUUCAGAAUCAUAAGAAACGUACAUGUGAAACGGUGUCCCAUAUACCUUUACCUUUAUAUAUGACCAUACGUAUAUACGUAUAUAAAUUCUUGUUGCACAUACUGUUAUGUGUAGGUACCUGUGUACAUUUCAUAGCACUUGAACCAUCACUACAGCAGACGUUUGUUCUAAAACCAGGGUUCUAAACCAGGGUCCAGAACCUACGCAGAUGGAUGCUGGGCUAACACACAUCUCUGUGCAAAUAUUCAGGUAUAUGGUGGAUGUUCCCUAAGGGGAGGUUCCUUGCAUUGUAGGCGCAUAAAGGGGUGCUGGGGUUUGGUCGAGCUGUAACAGUCUCUGCUUGUUGCAUCUGCAAAUCGUGAUUGGCUUGGUGCAGAUGCUAACACCCUAACAAUGUAUAAAUGCUCACAACAGCAUGAGACCCGAGAGAGGACGUGGUCUCAGUCCGGUUUUAAACGAAAAUCAGGCAUGGUUGUGUUUUGUUGUGAGAAUGCGUUGGAUCAGUUGCUGCUCAGGUGCAGUUUAACCUCCAAGUAAACAUUUAUCCACUGAUCCAACCUCAAAUACAACAGCUGUUAAGGUGCAGUUUAACUGAUUUAUUACCCAGAUACAUACUUUUAUGUGCAGCGCUCGCCACUCCCAAUCGCCACGCAUCCCUUUAAAAUCAAUGUAUUUAAAAGCGCAGCAGCAAAUUUUCUGUACAACUAUAUGUGCUGGUCUGGUACACCGAACCUGUAUUUACUUUCUUACUCUCGCGCCAGACAGCUUUGACCUAUUAUACGAUUAUAAUUUGCAUGGUUUGUUUGGGCAUAAUUUGAUGCAUUUUUUUUAUGCCAGUGUGAAAACAAACCAAACCGAAGGGGGAAACGCUUCAAGUAAACUUAUCAACUGUUUUGGACCAGAGAAACCAAUUAAAGGUGUGAAAACGCACUUAAACUUCCUUACAGAGUUUAAAGGGAAGGUAGUUUCACUUUGAGUUUCAGCUAAAAGCUAAAACAACAGCUGCAGCAUGGUACUGGCCAUUUGAUCACUACAGUCCAGCAGUUCACACAGUUCAACAGUUCAUCUCUGCAAAUGUGAAUUUACUACCUACUAUGUUCUACAAAACAAAAAAUUAACAUCAAUGUUUAAACCUUUACCGAAUCCCCACACGUCGAAAUAGGAUAUUUUUUUGUUUGGGUGUUUUGGCCUUCUGUCUGUGUGGAGACGUACAGUUGUUGUUAACUUAAACAAAUCUUUUCUAAAACGCUCUCAAAUAUUUUUUAAUUAUUGCUUAUAACUGAAAACUGAGCUUUAUGAAAAUACUGAUGUCACAACUUUUGUAGAUGUUUCUGGCUGAAUGUUUCUCUCAAAAACUCCACCCACAACUUCUACAACACUACUACUGGCGAAGAUCUACCACAAAUCUCAUCUCUACUUGUAAAGAGAGAUUAAAACAGAGUUACUACGACCACCGCCAACCACUUCGUAAAAAUUCAACAUAAACCUUUUUAAACAUUUCAGCGCACCAUUAGCUCUUAUGUUUAUUGAGCUAUGAGGUUUGUGUUACUCUCUACUAUGCUUCAGAUGCAACAACUGGAGCCGAGGUUAAGCAGUGCUGGAGCGGUGCCACUUUAAACCUGGUUUUUAUGCAGAGGGGAUUUCUGGCGGCUGUAGUUUUCGGAAAGGUCGAGCUGGACUCAUCCGUUCCCUGUAAAGUUUUUUUUUUUUUUUUUUUUUUUUUUUUUUUGGCCCCCAGACAAGAUGCCACCAGUCGAUUGACCUGGUGAUGGCCAUCCGUCUUGGUCUGUCUUUCUGUCUGUCCAGGUCCCACCUCGGGUUUAGAUUGGCAGGCAAAUGAGGACAGCCAAUCGGGUCUCGUUUUGCUCAUCUUUCUAGUUUUCCUCAUUUUCUUCCUCUUAAACCCCUCCCUCCCUGCCACGAGAGAGGCCAGUUGAGAGAUUUUAUGAAUCACAACAUGAAAGGUGCUUAUAUAAAUAUAUAUAAAUAUAUAUAAAUGACAAAUACUUGUUUUUUUGUUUGUUUUUUUUUUUUUUGUUUGUUUUAUUUUGGGGUCUCUUAUUAUCCUGAUGGUACAGCCCAGUAUGGUUCUGAAUUGUAAAAACAUGCAUUGAGCUUGAGAAGUCUUAAAGAAGCCACUGUGUCAGAGAGAAAUGAGAAAACGGGGCGGUCUCUGUUUGCUUUUUAUUCUCUGCAGAGCCUGGUCUGUUUAUCUAGUAAAAAAAAACAUUAUUUACUGAAA